AUGCCUAUGAACAUUGACGGAAUAGAAGAAGGAGAGUCGUUCGCCAUAGAAAACAAUCAUAAUAAUCCUCAGCAAGAGGAACAGGAUUCUUCUCCAGCGAAGGCCGGGUUCUCUGCAAAGGUAAUGAAAUGGGGACUACUCAUUUUAAGCUGCACACUGAAUAUGUUAGGAUUGGUAGUUGGACCUUUACUACUUAGACUCUAUUUCUUACAUGGUGGUAGUAGAAAAUGGUUAUCUAGUUGGUUACAAAUGGCUGGUUUUCCUAUAUUGACCAUUCCACUCGCAAUCUUCUACCUGCGACGUGACCGGAAACUACUUAUUACCGAUUUCUUUGCUUCUCGGAAGCUUUUGGUCUACGCUGCACUGAUAGGCUUGAUAUAUGGAAUUGUCAAUUUUAUGUUCUGCUAUGGUUUAUCCUACCUUCCUGUAUCAACAUGGUCUCUCCUUGUUACAACCCAACUUGUUUUCACAUCCUUGGUUUCGUUCGUUUGGGUUAAACAGAAGUUCACUCCGUAUACGAUGAACGCAAUUGUAGUUAUAAUAAUGGGUUGUAUACUGCUUGGUAUAAGAAGAGCCGGUGAUCGUCUCCCCGGUGUCACAAAUUCUCAGUACUUGUUGGGUUUCUUUAUAACUGUAGGUGCUGCUUCAAUUUUAGGAUUCAUUAUGGUGAGCACCCAAGUUGCUUAUGCUAAGGCCAACCAGGCCAUGACUUAUCCUAUUGUGUUGCAGUUUCAAGUUUGGGUGGCCUUGUUUGCUACAUUAAGUUGCACGAUUGGAGGUCUGGUAAACAGAGAUUUCUCGGCGAUUCAUAGAGAAGCAAGUGAGUUCGGUUUAGGAGCGAAAGCUUACUACCUCGUGUCAUGA
This is a messenger RNA of Papaver somniferum (opium poppy), 864 nucleotides long. RefSeq names its product purine permease 3-like. The record is from RefSeq and is a predicted model, not a curated record. Gene Ontology annotation, molecular function: purine nucleoside transmembrane transporter activity. Lineage: Eukaryota; Viridiplantae; Streptophyta; Magnoliopsida; Ranunculales; Papaveraceae. Bases 1 to 864 code for a protein of 287 amino acids. Gene Ontology annotation, cellular component: membrane. The transcript is spliced from 2 exons.